UACGUUGGACGAUUCGUAGUCAUUAUUAUUUUUUCAAUUGUACGAACGGCAAGUACGUGAACGUCAAAAUGCGUUACUUAUUGAUAGUGUUGACGGUAAAACUUAGUCUUAUUAUUUUGGCUAAUUUUCAGCUUUUAGGAAAUCCCAAUCCCGUGAGACACGAAAUGCGCGUCGUCAGCUACGAAUUGAUUCAGAACGAUUCGUUUUUCAAUUGGUUACACUUUGAAGUCAAGCAAUUUCGCGAUGUACAAUACGUGCAGUUGAACUUCAGCCUUCGCGUUGUCCUAACACCCUAUCGCGUAGAAGGAGAGUUAAUAAAAUGCAAAGAGUAUUUUAUCGAUUGCGCAGAUCAUCGAUCUUUGGAAUUAAAAAACAUAUGUGCUGGUUUGGACGCAGCAUUUUUUUUUAUUUCAAUAGGUUACAAGAAUCGAGAAAUCAAAUGUCCUUUCAAAGGCGAUUACUUAGUACAAAAUCUGACGUAUUCCAAAAGCGUAAUUCCAAUGGCGUUUGCGCCUACGGAGAAAUGGUGGGAAUACUCGUUCAAAGUGAAAGUCAGGAUUUACGACGCCAACUCGAUGGUGACCAACUUGAAAGGGCAAGCUUACAUUUUGACAUUCCGGAGAAAGAACGGUCAUUGAAUCGCAAGCGAAAACGUUGGCUAUUAGAACAUAAACACAACCCUAUCGUGUAUUAAACUUUACGAUAGACCUGCUCUAUCACUGUAUUGAGAGUCGUUCUCGCUUUUAGUUCUUCUUAAUAAAAAUAUAUAUAUAUUUUC
This is a messenger RNA of Daktulosphaira vitifoliae (grape phylloxera), 778 nucleotides long. RefSeq lists its product as uncharacterized. The transcript is spliced from 4 exons. The coding region runs from base 69 to 638 and encodes 189 amino acids. NCBI's taxonomy places the organism in Eukaryota, Metazoa, Arthropoda, Insecta, Hemiptera, Phylloxeridae. The record is from RefSeq and is a predicted model, not a curated record.